Grosmannia clavigera kw1407 is the source of this 1848-nucleotide messenger RNA. Its product is annotated as arylsulfatase. Lineage: Eukaryota; Fungi; Ascomycota; Sordariomycetes; Ophiostomatales; Ophiostomataceae. Gene Ontology annotation, biological process: phenol-containing compound metabolic process. Gene Ontology annotation, molecular function: glycosaminoglycan binding; arylsulfatase activity; N-acetylglucosamine-6-sulfatase activity. The transcript has a single exon. The record is from RefSeq and is a predicted model, not a curated record. The coding region runs from base 1 to 1848 and encodes 615 amino acids.
AUGAAGCUUUCUGCUGCUGUAUCCGUGAUAGGUUCCAUCGCUGCGGCUUCUUCUGCGGCAGCUGAUGGUCCGGAGCAAGUUCCGCUCAGCGCUGGCCUGCUGGCGGAGCAUGCGCCACGGCUGCCCGAUGGACGGAAGCCGAACAUUGUGUUCAUCAUCACGGACGACCAGGACUUGCAUAUGCAGUCGCUGGACUACCUGCCACACGUGAAGCACCAUCUGCGCGACCACGGAACGCUGUUCCGGCGGCAUUAUUGCACGACGUCGCUGUGCUGUCCGUCGCGCGUGUCGCUCUGGACAGGCAAGCAGGCACACAACACCAACGUGACGGACGUGAAGCCGCCGCACGGUGGAUAUCCAAAAUUUGUCAGCCAGGGGCUCAACGAAGCAUAUCUGCCUGUCUGGCUGCAGCAGGCUGACUACAAUACGUACUACACCGGCAAGCUCUUCAACGCCCACACGAUCGACAACUACGACAGCCCACGGCCGGCUGGCUGGACUGGCUCCGACUUCCUGCUCGACCCCUACACAUACAGCUACCUUAACGCGACGUAUCAGCGCAACGGCGAGCCGCCCGUCAGCUACGAGGGCCACUACACCGGCGACGUGCUGGCCGAGAAGGCCCUUGGCUUCCUUGACGAUGCCACUGCUGACGGCGUCGAUGCCAGGCCCUUCUUUCUCGGCAUCGCCCCUGUGGCGCCGCACAGCAACGUUGUCGUGCUAGAGGGCGAGCCUGUCAGCAACGACUCGUCCCGGGCUGUCUUCUCGGCCCCCGUGGCCGCCACGCGCCAUGCCCACCUGUUCGCCGACGUGAAGGUGCCACGCACGCCACACUUCAACCCGGCGCGACAGGCCGCCGGUGGUUCCUGGGUCCGGCAGCUGGCCCGACAGGACGAUGCCAACGUAGCUUACAACGACUACUUUUACCGCCAGCGGCUACGGGCGCUGCAGUCAGUCGAUGAGCUCGUCGAUGAGCUGUUUGCUCGGCUCGACCGCCUCGGCCUGCUCGCGUCCACGUACGUCUUCUACACGACUGACAACGGCUUCCACAUCGGCCAGCAUCGACUACAGCCUGGCAAGACGUGCGGAUUUGAAGAGGACAUCAACAUCCCACUGAUCGUGCGUGGGCCCGGCGUGGCGGCUGGCCACGAGUCGCACGUUGUUACCUCCCACAUCGACCUGGCCCCGACACUGCUGCAGCUGGCCGGCGUGCCCGCUCGUGCCGACUUUGAUGGCGAGCCGAUCCCGCUGCACCAGUAUCGGCAUAGCGGUGUCGAGAACGCCAACCAGCGCCACGAACACGUUACGGUCGAGUUCUGGGGCUCAGCCAUCGCCGAGGGCGACUACUACAACCGCUUCAACGAUGGCAGCUAUUAUCGAUUCGUGCCCAACAACACCUACAAGGCUGUGCGCAUCAUCGGACGGUCAUACAAUCUGUACUAUUCCGUGUGGUGCAGUGGCGAACACGAGCUCUACGACCUGAACACGGACCCCUACCAGCUGGAGAACCUGCUGGCAGACGAAGAGAACGGGCCCAGCAGCGCUUUGCUUUUUCUCGGCCAUCCGGUCGCAAAGGUCGUCGCCCGAUUAGACGCGCUGCUGCUCGUGCUGAAGUCGUGUCGCGGACGCACGUGUGUGCGACCCUGGGCAGAGCUGCAUCCAGACGAUGACGUGCACAGCCUGCAGGACGCGCUGGCUGUGCCGUUUGACCGCUUCUAUGAGCAGGAGCAGCUAAAGGUUGCGUACAGUCGCUGUGAGCCGGGCUAUCUGGUGGACGCCGAAGGUCCGCAAUUUGAACACGACGGGGUGGUGUACCGAGACAGCAUUUCAUGGGAGGAGUGGGUGUAG